Messenger RNA from Rhodotorula toruloides NP11, 969 nucleotides. Its product is annotated as shikimate 5-dehydrogenase. Gene Ontology annotation, molecular function: shikimate 3-dehydrogenase (NADP+) activity. Gene Ontology annotation, biological process: shikimate metabolic process; chorismate biosynthetic process. The record is from RefSeq and is a predicted model, not a curated record. The transcript is spliced from 9 exons. Bases 1 to 969 code for a protein of 322 amino acids. NCBI's taxonomy places the organism in Eukaryota, Fungi, Basidiomycota, Microbotryomycetes, Sporidiobolales, Sporidiobolaceae.
AUGUCCCCCUUCGCCCUCGAGUCCGCCCGCGCCGAAGGGCCCAAAACCUCCCGUCUCUUCGGCUACCCCUUGCACGGAACCUACGCUCCCUUCCUCCACAACACCAUCACUCGCCUCGCGAACGUCCCGCGGAAAUACUACAAGAUGGAGUCGACUGACAUGGACGAGUUCUUGGCGUAUGUGAGGAGCGAGGAGUGCUGUGGGAGCGCAGUGACCAUGCCCCACAAGGUCGCUAUCUGCCAGCACCUCGACGACUUGACCGAAGACGGGCGCAACAUCGGCGCCUGCAACACCGUCAUCAUCCGCAAGGGUCCAAACGGGGAGCGCAAGCUCGUUGGACACAACACCGACUCGGUGGGCGUGCGAGAGAGUCUGCUGAGGGCGGACGACUCGCAUGUCAAGUCCGGCAAGGUCCGACCAGGCGCAGUCCUUGGAGCAGGCGGAGCGUGCCGCGCCGCCGUCUACGCCCUCGACCAAUGGCUCAACUGUUCGCCCAUCUACGUUGUCAACCGCGACGAUGCAGAGGUCGAGCAGUUCAUCUCGGACUUCAAGAAGAACGCGACGGGCAAGUUUAACCCGAAGCUUGUGCAUGUCAAGACUGUUGAGGAGGCGCAGAAGCUGGAGGCGCCAGCGUACAUCGUCUCGGCUGUUCCCGCUUUCCCGCCUACAACGCCCGAAGAGAAGCGGGCUCGCGCAGUUUCCGAGUGCCUCUUCAACAAGCCGGAGAAGGGCGUCAUUCUGGAGAUGUGCUACCACCCGGACAUCUGGACUCCUCUCGCACAGAUCGCGCAAGACGCCGGCUGGAAAGUCGUGACUGGAGAGCAAGCCAUGAUCUGGCAAGGAAUCGAGCAGCAACUUCUCUGGCUCGGAUGCGACGAGGCGGACCUCCCGAUCCAGGAGAUUCUCGACACGGUUGCGAAGCAGGUCGCGAGCGAUAAGCAGACUGGGUCGGAGCCGCCGUUCGAGUAG